UGACGUCACAGACGCGCGUCCAGGAGCUGCAGAAGAAGGGUGAGAGAUGUUUGAACAGUGAUUGAGCUCCAUUCUGCGAUGACACGCGGGUCGUUGAACCUCACUGUCUCCUCGGUGACUUCCGGAAGGUGAGUUCUUGUUUCCUCUUUUAGCACUGAGCAGAAAGUGAAACACUUCCGGCAUGCCUCCGAGGCUGGGGAAGCUCUUCUCCAACAGCCGGAUUGUGGCAGGACUGCUGGUCAACCUGCUCUCCUCCAUCUGCAUCGUCUUCAUGAAUAAAUGGAUCUACGUGCACUACGGCUUCCCCAACAUGACCCUGACCCUGGUGCACUUCGUGGUCACCUGGCUCGGGCUCUUCUUCUGCCAGAAGAUGAACAUUUUCUCUCCGAAGAGGCUGAGAGCUUCCAACAUCCUGCUCCUGGCGCUGAGCUUCUGUGGCUUCGUGGCUUUCACCAACCUGUCUCUGCAGAACAACACCAUCGGGACGUACCAGCUGGCCAAAGCCAUGACCACCCCGGUCAUCAUCCUCAUCCAGACCACCUUCUACAAGAAGAGCUUCUCCACCAAGAUCAAACUCACUCUGGUGCCGAUCACGUUAGGGGUCGUCCUGAACUCCUACUACGAUGUGAAGUUUAACUUGUUGGGGAUCGUCUUCGCUACGCUGGGGGUCCUGGUCACCUCUCUGUACCAAGUGUGGGUCGGAGCGAAGCAGCACGAGCUGCAGGUGAACUCCAUGCAGUUGCUGUAUUACCAGGCGCCCAUGUCCUCCGCUUUCCUCCUCAUACUCGUCCCCUUCUUCGAGCCCCUCACCGGAGAGGGGGGCAUCUUCGGUCCCUGGUCUCUGCAGGCCCUGGCGAUGGUGUUUCUGUCUGGUAUUGUCGCCUUCCUGGUGAAUUUGUCCAUCUACUGGAUCAUCGGGAACACGUCUCCUGUCACCUACAACAUGUUUGGACACUUUAAGUUCUGCAUCACGCUGCUGGGGGGCUACCUGCUGUUCCACGACCCGCUGUCUGUGCACCAGGGCCUGGGCAUCGCCUGCACGCUGUGCGGCAUCCUGACCUACACACACCUCAAACUGAGCGAGCAGGACGAGAGCAAGAGCCGGCUCGCUCAGAGACCCUGAACACGCCGCGUUCAGACACGGGCCGCGUUCAGACACGGGCCGCGUUCAGACACGGGCCGCGUUCAGACACGGACGCCUCGGCACGCUUUCAAUCGUCUCUCACAUUUCAGAAGGAACUAUUUUUACACCUCACAGUGUUUUAUUCAGAAUUUAAAUAAAGUACUGAAAACGUGAA
This is a messenger RNA of Pangasianodon hypophthalmus (striped catfish), 1298 nucleotides long. RefSeq names its product solute carrier family 35 member E3 (gene slc35e3). The transcript has 5 exons. The record is from RefSeq and is a predicted model, not a curated record. Gene Ontology annotation, cellular component: Golgi apparatus. Gene Ontology annotation, molecular function: nucleotide-sugar transmembrane transporter activity; antiporter activity. Bases 182 to 1123 code for a protein of 313 amino acids. NCBI's taxonomy places the organism in Eukaryota, Metazoa, Chordata, Actinopteri, Siluriformes, Pangasiidae.